Molecule: messenger RNA, 285 nt
Organism: Gongylonema pulchrum
Lineage: Eukaryota; Metazoa; Nematoda; Chromadorea; Rhabditida; Gongylonematidae
Source: the annotation of a GenBank genome assembly
CUGUCAUCCUACAUGGAGGGCCGUGAAUUCAUGCUAAAUCCAGACGCCGGUCACUUGGAAGAUCUUAUUUUACCCAAGUGGACUAAAAUGCCCUCCAUACUUUAUGCACUGUCAAUACUGACGACAACAGGCUACUUGUCGGCGGUGCCAUCAACAAAACUCGGGCAGUUCGUUGCCGUCAUUUACGGUCUACUAGGCAUUCCGCUGAUGGUACUUGCAGCUGUCGAUAUCGGACGUUUUCUCUCUGACAUUGUGCUACGACUUUAUCGAAAAGUAUUAUUUUAA